AUGGCAUACGAACAGAGUCACUACCAACCGCCAGCAAGGCCAUACAAUGGGAGCGCAGCGCGACGUCCAGUUCCCCCACAAGGCCCUCAGCAAGGCUACAAUCAACCGCCUCCGCAACAAUACCCCCCGCAACAAUACGACCAGUACGGGCAGGAUGGCUACGGGUACGAUGAUUACAAUAAUGGUUAUGCGCAAGAGUAUGAUGGAGGAUAUCAGGAUGUGAAUGGAGGAGGACGAGGGAAUGGCUACCCGCCGCAGAAUCAACAAAACUAUCCACCACAGCAAGAACAAUACGGAAACGACAGAGGAGGGGGAAUCCCUCCGAGGGGCGGGGGAAGAGGAGCACCACCAAUGCAAGGAGCACCGCCAAUGCAAAGACCACCACCCGCUGACGGAGCUCGAGGCGGAUAUGGUGGAGCCCCAGGACCAGGAAGAGGAUAUCCAAAAGGUGGACCCCCUGGAAGAGGAGGCAGAGCACCUAUGAACAGAGGACCUAACUCUGACCCAGGACGACAACAGCGCAGACCUUUGAAGACCCCUCCCAUAUCUCCCGAUGACCCCUCGUCCACUUUUGACAAUCCAUUCCCUUCAUUUCCAGGCGGAAAGAAAAAGACCUCGUUGUCUGAGGAGCAGGAUAUCGUCCAGAGGAUGGCAAAUAUUGAGGUUGGACCCCCGCCACAGAAUCGCCCAAGAGGUCCUGGUAGUAAAGGAAGUCGAGACAAGUAUCCUAUGGGUGCACCUACCGACGAUUAUGGACGACCUUCUUUGGAGGGGCAAAGAAGAGGGGCACCUGUAGAUGACUAUGGACGCCCUUCAAUGGAAAGGAGACCUGCGCCGGAUGAUUAUGGAAGACACUCGGCGGAUAAUCAAAGAAGGCCACCUGAUGACUAUGGGCGUCAGUCCGCAGAGAGUACUAGGAGCGGGCCACCUAGAGGUUAUCCCCCACAAAGGCCACCUCAGCAAGGAUAUCCCCAACCAAGACGGGGGCCACCACCAGGUCAAGGCUAUGGGCCUCCUCAGCAGAAUGGGUACGGAGAUCCUGGCUAUGACGAUAGAGGAGGCUAUGGCCAGGCUUCAGCUCCACCGGCGAGGGAAGAUUUUGGACCUCCUGGGAGAAGUAUGACUAUGCCGAAUCAACCUCCUCCCCCUCAAGAUAUGGGCCGUAAACCUCCAAUGCCUAGACCCAUGGAAGGACCUGGUCCUAGUGCACCAUAUAAUGGCCCUGUUGGCCGUGGAACGCCACCAAGGCCAUCUACUGCUUCUGGAAGUCGUCAGCAACCACAAAGACAAUAUCCAAAUCCACCACCUCCUUUGGAUCUCUAUGCAAAUGGCCAGAGACAUCCAUCAAGUCAAGGAUAUUAUACGCAUCAGACUAAUGGAAGCAUUGACGAAUUAUAUGACGCAUAUUAUGAUUCACCUGGGGGUGCUCAACGGAGACCACAGUCUGCUGAAUCAGAGAUGCCAAAUUUCGAUGCUGUGCCUACAAAGCCUAGUAAUCACAGAAGAGGAGCGUCUAUUGAUGAGCAUAUACAACCACCACCAGCUCCGCUGCAACCUGGUUUCGGACAGCAAAUAAAACCCGUCAAAUCACAACCUGAUAUCAGGCAUCGAGCGCAACCUCAAGCAGCUGUUUUUGAAAUGGCAGAUGAAGCACCUCCUUUGCCGUCUGCUAUGCCGCACCCAAAUGCCUACCCUGAGACUUAUGAUGACGGUUAUGGUCCAGAUCCUUAUGGUUUGAACCCUGGCCCAGCUUUUGUGCCAUAUGAUGAGCCUCCGCAAAAUGGAUUUCAGCCACCUCCACGAAGCGCGUCUGCAGCGCCUCGAGCUCCUGUGGGUCUUCCAAACGGUCCAAGGGGCGGUCUACCUAAUGGCCCUUCUCCGAAUGGAGGGCCCCCUCGAUCAAAUACAAUGCCCAGACAGGCACCCCCUAAUAUGGAUGCCUUGCCAUCUCACCCCCCACCUGUUCGGGCCGGCUUAAUACCUAAUUCUGUUGUCAGCUUAGCAAGCAACAAGCCAACUCCUGUUCGUAAUUAUGGAGGCGUAGCUCCUGCACCUCCACCGCAACAAGCUCCAAAACAACAAAUGCAGGCUCCUCAAGCCCCAGCGAGACCUAUUUCUGAAGCAUCUGCGCCAGUCACAGCAGCAGAGCUAGAGCAGCUGAGGAACAGUGUCAAAAACAACCCCAACAACCAAGCAGCACAGCUCCUCCUUGCUCGGAAGUUAGUUGAGGCAUCCGAAGUCCUCGUGUCCACCAUCCCCGACCAGAGACAACGCAACAAAACCCGCGAGCGCUACGUAAUGGACGCACAUAAACACCUCAAGAAGCUCGUCACACUCAACAACGCAGAAGCUAUGUUCUACCUAGCUGACUGUCAUGGCCGUGGCUCCCUCGGCCUCGAACCUGAUAAUAAAGAAGCCUUUUCCCUCUACCAAUCCGCUGCCAAAGCCGGCCACCCAGCAGCAGCGUACCGCACAGCCGUGUGUUGCGAGCUUGGCCAGGAGGAUGGCGGCGGCACGCGCAAAGACCCAAUGAAAGCUAUCCAGUGGUACAAACGUGCCGCCACGCUAGGUGAUACACCUGCAAUGUACAAAAUGGGCAUGAUACAGCUCAAGGGCCUGCUAGGGCAACCAAAAAGCGCAGGCGAGGCAGUCGGCUGGCUCAAACGCGCCGCGCAAGCCGCAGACGCCGAGAACCCGCACGCACUUCACGAACUCGGGCUCCUGUACGAAGCGCCUCAAUCUGACUCCUCGGUCAUACGCGACGAAGCCUACUCCUUCACCCUCUUCCAACAAGCGGCCGACCUAGGCUAUAAAUUCUCGCAAUUCCGUCUCGGGUGCGCGUUCGAGUACGGGCUGUUCAACUGCCCAAUUGAUGCGCGGCAGAGUAUCAUGUGGUAUUCGCGUGCCGCGGCACAGGAGGAACAUCAGAGUGAGCUGGCGCUUAGCGGGUGGUAUCUGACGGGCAGUGAUGGCGUGCUGCAGCAGAGUGACACGGAAGCUUAUCUGUGGGCGCGAAAGGCUGGUAUGGCGGGGUUGGCCAAGGCGGAGUAUGCGAUGGGGUAUUUUACGGAGGUUGGGAUUGGGAGUCCGGCGAAUUUGGAGGAUGCUAAGAGGUGGUAUUGGAGGGCUGCUGCGCAAAACUUCCCCAAAGCCCGCGAGCGUCUUGAAGAUCUCAAGAAAGGCGGUGGGAAAGCGGGUCUUAAAUCCCGGGAACGCAUCUCGCGUUCCAAAGUCGGGAAGCAAAAUGAGGGGGAGUGUUCCAUUAUGUGA
Messenger RNA from Lachnellula hyalina, 3270 nucleotides. It is a transcript of the gene chr3, whose product is annotated as Chitin synthase regulatory factor 3. The record is from RefSeq and is a predicted model, not a curated record. Gene Ontology annotation, molecular function: protein binding. The transcript is spliced from 3 exons. Lineage: Eukaryota; Fungi; Ascomycota; Leotiomycetes; Helotiales; Lachnaceae. Bases 1 to 3270 code for a protein of 1089 amino acids.